AUGAAAGAGAUCUUAAUCAAUGAUCCCAGUGUUCACUCUCGGAACUUUGGUCAAUCAGGAACAUCAAGACCAACAAGCAUGACCACAACCUCAAGUAAUGGGCAUAUUGUUUUGGAAAACACCUUUGGAGAUGGUAGAAGAGAAAUUGAAUUUCUUUCUGAAGCUGUAGUUUCCAACAACAUCAACACCAACACUAAUGACAAUCAUGCCAGUGAUCGUAAUUCUGUUAUCAGCGACAAUGAGGAUGAGAAGACUUUAACAGCCACUCAGCUGUUAACUGAAAGAAGUGGUUAUCCCACUAGUGUAAAUGAAAUUCUGAGUACUAUCACCUAUUUGCAUAAGGAAAUGCAAGAUGAAGUGGCCACAGAGCGUGAUGUCUUCAUCAGUCAGUUGCUCAGGACAUCUGAGCAAAGAGCAACCAAAUGA
Messenger RNA from Phycomyces blakesleeanus NRRL 1555(-), 426 nucleotides. RefSeq lists its product as hypothetical. The transcript has a single exon. NCBI's taxonomy places the organism in Eukaryota, Fungi, Mucoromycota, Mucoromycetes, Mucorales, Phycomycetaceae. The record is from RefSeq and is a predicted model, not a curated record. Bases 1 to 426 code for a protein of 141 amino acids.